UUAAACAUAUAUCUAAGUUACUUAAAAUUACUUUAAAGUGAUUCUAAUUUAAUUGUGGUAUUAUAUUUAUGUGCGGUAGAAAAAGUCCUUUAAAAGUUUCGUGAAAAAAAGAGGUUUAGAACAUUUUCCCUACAAAACAAGUGAAUAUUUAAGUAAACAGUGAUGGAUGUAAUACAGCGCUUAGAACAAGAAAUAGCUGAAUUAAAAGAUACCUUGCAGAUGAAAGAGCAAGAACUUGUGGAAAUCAAGCAGAAAUUUUUACAGAUAAAUGAAAAUUCUACAGAAAAUACCAAAGUGCGUAUUGGUGGUUUGCCCAAAUGGGCGAUAGAACGGUACAGUCGUCAGAUCCUCCUGCCUGACAUCGGUGUGCAGGGUCAAGGGAGACUCAUGGCUGCCAGGGUGCUGAUAGUUGGAGCCGGUGGACUGGGCUGUCCCGCAUCAGCGUACCUUGCUGGAGCUGGAGUUGGUGAAAUAGGCAUCAUAGACUAUGACGAAGUUGAUGUAACGAACAUUCACAGACAGAUUCUACACAGGGAGAGAGACCAGAACCUUAGCAAGGCUCAGUCUGCUGCCAAUAGCCUAAGAAGCAUAAACUCAAAAAUCAAAAUAACCCCCUACAGUAUCGACAUUAACCCUUCAAAUGGUCUGGAAAUAGCAAAGAACUACGACCUUAUUCUGGACUGCACUGACAAUGUACCGACUAGAUAUAUGCUGAAUGACAUUAGUGUCUUGACCGGGAUACCUUUGAUAUCUGGCAGCGCUUUGAAGAUGGAAGGGCAAUUGACCAUAUAUGGGUAUAGAGGGAAGGGUGGGGAUGAAAAGGAGCAGACCCACAUAGGGCCGUGCUACAGAUGCAUAUUCCCCCGCCCCCCGCCGCCCGAGACCGUGGGCAGCUGCUCCGCGCAGGGGGUCGCCGGCCCCAUACCGGGGGUCAUAGGAGUGCUGCAAGCUCUGGAAGCUAUCAAACUGUUGGUGGGGCACCCUCACACGCAGCUGCUGGUGCAGAGGAUGCUACUCUUCGAUGGUGGUGACAGCACCUUCAGAACAGUAAAACUCCGGCCAAGGAGUCCUGCGUGCGAGAUUUGCUCUGACGAACCGACGAUAACGAAGUUACUCGACUAUGAGGUCGUAUGCCAGAGCCAAGCUAAAGAAAAGGAUUUAGAUUUACACAUAUUACAAUCAGAAAACAGAAUCUCUGCAAAGGAAUUAGCUAAAAGCUUAAACGCCAAAGAGCGCCAUCUGUUGGUGGACGUGCGAAGCGAGGCAGAGUUCAACAUGUGUAACAUAGAUGGCGCUGUCAACUACCCGUUAGAGAAGUUACGUGAGAAACAAUUUGAAGAACUUAUGGAAAAGAUCAGAAGUUGUACGAGUUAUGUAACAUUCGUGUGUCGGCGCGGCAACGACUCCCAGCUGGCGGCGGAGCGCGUGUUGGAUGCGCUGGUCGGACCCGACCGGAGUCGGGUGCGCGACCUGACCGGCGGACUGCACGCCUGGGCCCGACACGUCGACAUAGACUUCCCCGUCUACUAGCUAUAGUGUGCACUUCGUAUAUCUUCGCAAACUUCGUAACUCCCGAUGGUCCGCGCGGGCCGGGAGGGGUAGCGAUGUAGUCCUUUCUCCCGUCGCCCGCAUAUCAUGAGAGUGUCAUCAACGACUUGCCAAGCUAUAUAUACAAGCACUGUCUACUCAUUAUUGUAUUGAAGUGAUUUUAUAUUGGUGAAGUAAGAUUAAGUGUUUUGUACAAUACAUUGUUUGAAGAAAA
This is a messenger RNA of Bicyclus anynana (squinting bush brown), 1762 nucleotides long. It is a transcript of the gene Uba4, whose product is annotated as adenylyltransferase and sulfurtransferase MOCS3. The record is from RefSeq and is a predicted model, not a curated record. Gene Ontology annotation, biological process: tRNA wobble position uridine thiolation; protein urmylation. Gene Ontology annotation, cellular component: cytosol; cytoplasm. Gene Ontology annotation, molecular function: thiosulfate-cyanide sulfurtransferase activity; adenylyltransferase activity; URM1 activating enzyme activity. The transcript is spliced from 10 exons. The coding region runs from base 163 to 1530 and encodes 455 amino acids. Lineage: Eukaryota; Metazoa; Arthropoda; Insecta; Lepidoptera; Nymphalidae.